Cynoglossus semilaevis (tongue sole) is the source of this 2587-nucleotide messenger RNA. Its product is annotated as free fatty acid receptor 2-like. Lineage: Eukaryota; Metazoa; Chordata; Actinopteri; Pleuronectiformes; Cynoglossidae. The transcript is spliced from 2 exons. The record is from RefSeq and is a predicted model, not a curated record. Gene Ontology annotation, molecular function: G protein-coupled receptor activity. Gene Ontology annotation, biological process: G protein-coupled receptor signaling pathway; cellular response to fatty acid. The coding region runs from base 355 to 1371 and encodes 338 amino acids. Gene Ontology annotation, cellular component: plasma membrane.
CUUCUUCUGUGUUGUCACAUUCUUCUGAGGUAAAAAAAAAAACCUCUCCUCCUGUUGCUUUGUCGCCAUGGUAUAAGAGACGACCUUUGAUAUUGAACAGGCGUCAGUCGAACUCACAGCUGCUCCAUCACAGCCGGGAAUCCAAUCUCUGGAGGAGACGAUGAGUGUUGUCCUGGUGGUCAGGGACAGGAAAGCCACAGAGCAUUCAAGGGUUUGUUUCUGUCAGCUGAGCCAAUAGAAACCUUCGUCUCUUCUUCCUGUGGGUUUUUGACGACCUGAAUCUUCUGAAAGUUUUAUCUAUUAAAGAAACUAGAACAUCCGACCACAGUGAACAUCUAAACCACCGACAGCACCAUGCAGGAGUGUCACACUGGCCUGUGUCUGUCCGUCUACGUGAUCACCUUCAUCCUGGGUUUACCUGCCAACGUUCUAGCUUUCUACACUUUCUGCAAAAAGGUCCGUGAGAAGCCUGCGCCCAUCGACAUCCUGCUUCUGAACCUGACCAUUUCAGACCUACUGUUUCUGGUCUUCUUGCCGUUCAAGAUGCAGGAGGUGAUGAACAACGGCAUCUGGCAGCUGCCCUAUGUUCUCUGCCCUCUCUCAGGCUUCAUUUUCUUCCUGACCAUCUACAACAGCACCUUCUGCCUCACGGCCAUCAGUGUAGAGAGGUACCUGGGUGUGGCUUUUCCUAUACAGCACACACUGAAGCGCCGGCCUCUCUACGCUGUUGGAGCUAGCAUCUUCUUCUGGAUUUUCUCCAUCCUUCACCUCAGCAUCGUCUUCAUUAUGCCCCUCAUUAGGGAUAAAACGUCUCCAGAGAACCUGAGUCAAAACUCGUCUGUCACUACAUCCACACAACCCAAAGUUUGUUACGAGGACUUCACGGAUGCUCAGCUAAAGGUCCUCCUCCCAGUGCGUCUGGAGCUCUGCAUUGUCCUCUUCUGCAUCCCACUCUUGAUCUGCUGCUUCUGCUACAUCAACUUUAUCAGGAUCCUGUCCCAGCUGCAGCACAUCAACCGACGCCGACGUCUGCGGGCCAUCGGCAUGGCUGUUGGAACGCUGCUGGUCUUUGCUAUCUGUUUCGGACCCUACAACGUGUCCCACAUCGUGGGCUUCAUCCAGUGGAAGAGUCCAAAGUGGAGAGACAAGGCUCUGUUGUGCAGCACCUUCAACGCCUGUCUGGAUCCACUCAUCUUCUACUUCUCCUCCUCGGCCAUGAGGGGGAACGUGGCCGGCAUCAUAGCCCGGGUGAAGAGACGCCUCUGUGGCUGCACAUCCUGUGGUCCACUGGACCAGCUCUCUGUUCAAACUGACACAAAUGACACAGAAAUGAAACGCAAACAAGAAGAGAGCAACACCAACACCACUUAGACAGGAGGUGACAUUGCGUGAGAGGAUCUGUUGGACUUCCGGUCCUCUGCCCAUUUAACUUCCUGUAAUUCCUUCUUCUGGAAACACAAUCUCAGUUUUUGUUGCAAUGGAAUGAUGUAAAAACUUGUUUUUUAAGCUGAAGUUUUUUCACUGUUUGGUGAACUUUUUAUCGUCUUCUUUCUAAACAUUUAGCUUUUUUAAAAAUGUAGGCUUUCUAAAGUUUUGUUUUUAUAAAGUGUAAAUAUUGAAGUUACUGUCUGUGUGUUUGUUUCUAUCUGAGGCAAAUUUAAGAUUGCUCUUCAUUAUUGGGAGCAUUUUGUCAAAUGUUUGGAUUUUCUACAUUUAAACGUUUCCUUCUACGUAUUUUGAAAGAACUCUUUAGCUCCUUAUAAGUGGACUCAUUCUUUGGCAAAUGUAUUUUGCCAUAAAAUCUGUCUGUUUUUGUAUUUUCAGAACUAACCCUGUGCUCUGUGUUAUAUAAGUGUUUCGCUCUGAGUGUGUGUGUGUGGGUCGGUGGUGAAGCUAUAUUUGUGGUUAACAAAUACUGUCUUUAAUAAACCAUGCUUUUAAACCAUGUUUCAUAAAACAUUUACAAACAAAAAUGUAAUGUCUGUGUACACACAGACAUUAAAUUUUUUUAAACUUACAUUUAUGGUCAAAUCUUUGCCCACAAGUCAGGAUUCUUUUGGGGGGGGUUAAUGUUGUAAUUUUUUUUAACCUGAGGCUGUUUCCAUUUAGCAUUGGGCUACUUACCUUGCUAACUUGUUUUUCUGUGUUGUAUGGCAGAGUUUUAGCCACUUCAGGGCUAAAUUAUAGCUAUCUUUGUCGGAUUCUUUUCUGCUCCACUCAGUUUCUCCACUCAGUUUCACUUCAAAUGAUUUGUGUUCCUCUAGUUCUCUGGGGUUUUCCUGUGAUUUCUCAGUUAGUGAAUGUUUACCUGAACUUAUUAAAUCAGUCUUCAGUGAAUAGAGCAGCAGCCGUCUGUCCCUGUUGUCUUUUUAUUCUUUUAUGUGAUAGUUGUGUGCACAGUGUGUUCAAACAGCAGCGUCUGUUUGAAGAGGAAGGCUGCUAUGUUCGAACCCUGCCUUUGGUGAGAAACAAAACAAAAAUAAAUGUGUGAAAGCAAAGGCUAAGCUCAGAAAUGCUAAUAUUUUUCAGCUGUUGCUAUUAGAUGCCAACAAUAGUAAAAUAAAAUAUUUUUUGGUGUCUUAAUUCA